AUGAACGACUGUUGGUGGGAAUUUCGAAACGAUCGAGAGAUUGUGUUAGAAGCAGUGAAAAAAUAUGGAUCUGCAUUUCAAUAUGCUUCUCAAGAAUUGAGAAAUGAUCGAGAGGUUGUACUAGAAGCGGUGAAUCAAAAUGGAUGGGCGCUUCAACAUGCUUCUCAAGAAUUGAGAAAUGAUCGAGAAAUUGUAUUGAAAGCUGUGAAUCAAAAUGGAUCUGCGCUUCAGUUUGCCUCUCAAGAAUUGAGAAAUGAUCGAGAAAUUGUAUUGAAAGCUGUGAAUCAAAAUGGGGAUGCACUUUUAUUUGUUUCUCAAGAAUUGAAGAAUGAUCGUGAGAUAGUGUUAGAAGCAGUAAAACAAAAUGAAGAUGCAUUUGUAUGCGCUUCUAAAGAAUUGCAACGCAAUAUUGAUUGGUUAUUGGAAAUCAAAAACGAAAACAAUAAUAUCAAAGAGUACAUUCAAGAACAUUUAUUUGGCACUGUAGAAAAAGCCAAGCAAGGAAUUUCUAGAAAUAUCAAAGCAUUUCUCUUACUCAAACCUUCUCUUCAGGAAGAUCGAAAUUUUGUUCUCCAAAUAGUGAAACAAAAUGGAUUGGUGCUUGAAUACGCUUCUCAAGAAUUGAAGAAUGAUCGUGAGAUAGUGUUAGAAGCAGUAAAACAAAAUGCAAAUGCAGUUCAAUUUACUUCUAAAGAAUUGCAAUGCAAUAUUGAUUGGUUAUUGGAAAUCAAAAACGAAAACAAUAAUAUCAAAGAGUACAUUCAAGAACAUUUAUUUGGCACUGUAGAAAAAGCUAAGCAAGGAAUUUCUAGAAAUAUCAAAGCAUUUCUCUUACUCAAACCUUCUCUUCAAAAAGAGACAGAAAUAACUAAUACUACAUUUAAAGAAGGCGCAAAAUACUAUUCAUUCGUCUUCAAUUUCGAUGAAAUUAUUGACUAUUAUUCUAAUCACUACAUUUUAGACCAGAAUGCAUUGGAACUCUAUUUAUAUUUGAACCUCAAACCUUCCAAAGCAUUCUUUACGCUAACAUCAAAUUAUCCAAAAGAAACGGUGAUAGAAUUUGCAUUACUGAAAUCAUUUCACAAAUUUAUAACGUCUCAUCAAAUCGAUCUGAAUGCAAUUUUUAAUCAUCAGACAAUUCAACACACGACUGAUUAUUAUUUAUUUAGCGACACUAUUCAUGGUUUGGUGGACCAUUUAUUGAGUGCUGUCAAAUCAACUCCUUACAAGCAACUCCAAAAAAUUGUGGACAAAAUUGUGCAACAUUUUCCAAUUCAAAAGUUAACAGAAUCAUGUUUUGACAUUGUUGUGAAAUUUUUGAAGGAUUGGAAAAACGUGGAAAAAUUUCCUCACCUCACUUCCAUUCAACAAUUGACUGCCCAAAAUCUUUCCAAACGUUAUAUGGAGCUGGAUAAAAUCCGACAAUGUUGUCAAAUUAUGAAAUCUCAACCUCAUUUCAAAGCUAUUCAUUUCAUUUCAUUGUUAGGAAUGGGUGCACAAGGUGUUGUACUGAAAUGUUUGUAUGAGAGUCAUGGAUUGGUUGCUUGUAAAUUCUCUAUUGAAGCAACUCAGGAUAAUCAAAGAGCCAAAGAACAAUUUAAAGUGUUAAACGAUCCACGUGUGAAGGGGCAUGUUGUUAAGUGUAUUAAAUGUGAAACAGUAGAAUGGAAUGGAUUUCAUUACCCAUAUAUUAUCAUGGAAAUGGGACAAGGAACAUUGAAAGAUGAAAUUCAGUCUAUUCAUUCCAAAAAGAUUUUGAAAUCUGAAACCAAGUUUCUUUUGAAACAAGACUUAAUUUGGAUUUUGAAUUGUUUUAUUGAUAUUCUUGAAGCAGUAACUGUUUUACAUGGAAUGGAAAUUUCGCACAGAGAUUUGAAACCAGAGAAUAUUAUUCUCACACAAGAUGGAAAACCUAAAUUAAUCGAUUUAGAUAAUUGUCGAAAUAUUCAAUAUCGACACGCUGUGACUAUGAAUGUUGGAACGUAUUUAUAUAUGGCACCUGAAGUUCAUCACGAUCAGGUUUCUGAAAUCAUAAAUAAUACCACAGUAUCGAGAUAUUGUGAUGUGUUUUCUUUGGGAUGUAUGUUCAUGAGAAUGUUAACCAAUUGUUCAUUGCUACUUGAUGGAACAUAUUUAAACUCAAAAGAACAAGAUUUAUAUGGAACAACCAAUACUGAUGGUAUGAAUUACUUUUCAGAAUAUGGAUCAUAUUUUCAUGUAGUUGUUACAUAUUCUCAUGGAGAAUCCAAAUUACAUCAUGCCCUUUUCAAGGAAUUGGAUAAACAUAUUGAUCCUUCAUGGAAAGUGAAUGAUAUUUUUGGAAGAUGUUUGAUUACCAUGAUUCAGAAAGAUAUUGAAACUCGAAGAGAUUGUGUGAAAUAUAUUCCAAUUUUGCAAGCUGUGAAACAUUCACUUGAAGAAGGAGAUACUAAUCCAGAUUUUUCCUCUCUUGAUUUGAGUAUCUUAAAACAAUAUCAGCCUUCAUUUAUUGAAAAGAUUAUGAAAGAGAAUAGAAUAAUGAAACAAGAAAAUGACAACUUGAAGGAAGAUAUUGCUAACUUGAUCCAAAUUAAGGACAAGUAUGAGAAAUUACUAGUAAAACACUCCAUUAAUUUUGAGUGA
Molecule: messenger RNA, 2622 nt
Organism: Naegleria lovaniensis
Lineage: Eukaryota; Heterolobosea; Eutetramitea; Acrasida; Naegleriidae
Exons: 2
Coding region: 1-2622 (873 amino acids)
Biological process (GO): protein phosphorylation
Cellular component (GO): cytoplasm
Molecular function (GO): ATP binding; protein serine/threonine kinase activity
Source: RefSeq, a predicted model, not a curated record